Molecule: messenger RNA, 2082 nt
Organism: Homarus americanus (American lobster)
Lineage: Eukaryota; Metazoa; Arthropoda; Malacostraca; Decapoda; Nephropidae
Product: FAST kinase domain-containing protein 4-like
Exons: 7
Coding region: 125-1972 (615 amino acids)
Biological process (GO): regulation of mitochondrial mRNA stability; mitochondrial RNA processing
Cellular component (GO): mitochondrial matrix; ribonucleoprotein granule
Molecular function (GO): RNA binding
Source: RefSeq, a predicted model, not a curated record
UUCUUGCACUAACACCUACAAUCUUAGGUAACCUUGUGUCGUCUGCCCUAAUUACACGACUUAUAUAUAUUAUCUACACAAAUAAAAGGAAAUGCACUGAUUGCAUAUGUGACAAAGCUUCAGUAUGCUGAAAGUGGGAUGUGGAGUGGUGGCAGCAUGUCUGAGGGGAGCCAGGUCCAGAGUCCAGUGGAGUCCCCAGAGCUAUGCACCAGUCUUCUCAUUGGGUGAAGUCUUACAUCUAUCUGUUGCCACCGCCACAACCACCACCAGCAACUGGAGACCACUAGAAAAUCAAGACGAAGAAGUUUCUUCCUCGUCUGUCAUUAAAGCGAAAGAUGUUCCAGUACUUUUACAGGCAGCAACCAAUGGAGGAUCCCUCUCUUCCGCAUUCCAGGGUCUUCAAACACUCUCUGACUGGGUCUCAAACAAGAAGAUAGAUUUUAAGAAAGAUGUAGAAAAUGAGGAACAAUUCACAAAAUUGAUAGACUUGAUCGACCGGGGAACAAUAAGAAGCAGCCCAGUGUCUUUAUUAAUGGCUCUCAAGAGCUUAAUGAAACUCGGGGUGGAGAGCAACAGUCAUGUGGUUCAGUCAAUUGAGAACCAGCUGCUGUGGAACAUUCGGAAAGUUUCCUUCUCAAUGCUGGUGUCCAUAAUGGUUUUUCAAGUACAGCAUCAAAAUACAGAGUUACAAAAAAAGGUGCUAAAAGAGUCACUAGAAGCUAUACAGAGGAGAUGGGUUGAAAUCAGAGCAGCACCAGAAAUUGAGGCAUUUUAUAACCAUCAAGACUUAUAUACAUCUGAGUUUCUUGGACACGUGGAUGAUCGAACAAUUGAGCUGGCCAGUGAAAUGAACUACGUGGAGCUAAGCAAGAUAUUCUGUGUUCUGGGGACAAUCAAGCGGCGUGCCACUCCAGUCAUAAGAGCUCUGGCAUUCCACAUGGCAAAACAGGUUGAAAAAUUAACUCCAAAACAACUUUGUAACGUUUUGUUUGCAAUGAACACCUUAAAUUUUCCCGAUCCGGUUUUAUUAGAAAAGGUGGCACAGGAUCUUGUUCCUCAGGUUACUGACAUUGAUAAGCCAAAAUUAGUGGGUUCUCUUCUCUUCUGUAUGGGUCAGAUGAGAUGGAGACACACUAGUCUAUUGGAAGUUUUGUCAGAGUGGAUUGAGAAGAACAUGCAGGUAUGCCCCAUGAUCACCUUGACUGCCAUAAUAAAUACUCUAUCUACUGUAUCAUAUAUGCCAUCUAACUCUGACUCUUUGUUUAAUGUUCUUGUUCCCAAACUUAUUCCCUCGGCAUUUGUUAAGAAGACAGCGUGGUUAGAUGUUGUAUGGUCAUUGUGUGUGUUAGAUAGAGCAACAGAGGAACACAUUUCUUCUGUUUUGGAGCCAUCAUUCGUGUCAAAUAUUCCGAGUGCAGAUCAACACUUGCGGAUGGGCAUCAAACUAAAGCUUCUCAACAUUAAUGCUGUGGCAAAGUUAAAGAUGGCCUCUUAUAAUGGCUCCUACCUUGACCUGGCAAAUUUCAAAGAUGUAAUUAUUACCAAGGGAAGAGAUGACCUUAAGCUGUCUAAGCACAUUCAAAUUAUGCUUCACAACUUCCUUCCUCCACCGAGAUAUAUCCGAGAAAACAUUCAAACUACCAUGGGAAUCUGCGUGAAUGCUGAGCUGUUAACCGAUAAAAAGGGAAAGCCUUUACCAAUCCAAGAUUAUAGUAAGAGUUUUGGGGAAUAUGACAAUUGUAAGCCACUACCAGAAGGGGCUGUGAAAUUAGCUUUGUUUGUAUGGGGUUAUAGAGACUACACUAUUGGCUCCCAAGAACUUAUUGGAAUUAAUAAAUUAGCUAUGCAAUUAUUAGAGAAACAAGACUAUAAGGUCGUCAAUAUUCCCUUCUAUGAAUACAACGUGAAGGCGAAGACGCUGAAAAAUGUACAGUAUCUUGAAACUAAAAUCAAAGAGGCUGUUGAAUCAUGAAACUUGAAUUAGUGAAGCCAUUUAUUUUUUCGUGUAUAUAAAAGUUGAUAUGUUGUAAUUAUUCUGGGAAUAAAAUACAAUGAACUUUUUAAUAAAAUUGUGAAAUAAUG